Astyanax mexicanus (Mexican tetra) is the source of this 3521-nucleotide messenger RNA. It is a transcript of the gene oprd1a, whose product is annotated as opioid receptor, delta 1a. Gene Ontology annotation, cellular component: membrane; neuron projection. The record is from RefSeq and is a predicted model, not a curated record. Gene Ontology annotation, molecular function: neuropeptide binding; G protein-coupled enkephalin receptor activity. The coding region runs from base 294 to 1424 and encodes 376 amino acids. The transcript has 3 exons. NCBI's taxonomy places the organism in Eukaryota, Metazoa, Chordata, Actinopteri, Characiformes, Acestrorhamphidae. Gene Ontology annotation, biological process: neuropeptide signaling pathway; G protein-coupled opioid receptor signaling pathway.
UCUCUCUCUCUCUCUGAUAGGGGAGUGAGAGCUGUAGGAGCAGAUGCUCUCCCACUACUCUCUCCAGCAUCAGCUCCUCCUCCGUGUUGUAGAGGUUCUUCUCUCUGUUGCUGUAUUACUGUUAUUUUUUUUGGUCUGUAUCUGGAUCGUGUUUUCUGAAGACUGGAUUAGUUCUCUGUUGUUUUAAUGUAAUCUGAGGAGAAUUUAAAGCAGUCGGAACUGUCAGAGUCCCGCCCGGCGAGCGCGCAACUUUUCAGCACCGCGGCGGAAAAGAACAGCGACCACCGCGGAGCAUGGAGCCGUCCGCGGUCCCCGGUCUGCCCGCAGACCUGCCCGACCUGUACUCCGUCAUCCCGUUCAAUGUCACGUUUCCCGACGACGUGAUGGGCUUCGUCCCCGACGGCCGCAACUACACCGAGCCCGGUCCCGCAAAGAGCCCCGCCGGGAUCAUUAUCGCCAUCUCCAUCACCGCGCUCUACUCCGUCAUCUGCGUGGUGGGACUUCUGGGCAACAUCCUGGUGAUGUACGGAGUGGUCAGAUAUACCAAGAUGAAAACUGCCACAAACAUCUACAUCUUCAACCUGGCUCUGGCUGAUGCCUUGGCGACCAGUACUCUUCCCUUCCAGAGUGCUAAAUACCUGAUGAACACCUGGCCGUUUGGAGAGCCCCUGUGCAAGCUGGUCAUAGCCAUCGACUACUACAACAUGUUCACCAGCAUCUUCACUCUGACUAUGAUGAGCGUGGACCGCUACAUCGCCGUGUGCCACCCCGUCAGGGCACUGGAGUUCCGAACGCCUGCCAAGGCCAAGAUCAUCAACGUGUGCAUUUGGAUCCUCUCAUCUGCCAUCGGAGUGCCCAUAAUGAUCAUGGCGGUCACCAGGGUGACGGAGCAAGGAAAAACCGUUUGCACACUGAAGUUUCCCGAUCCCGACUGGUACUGGGACACGGUGACCAAGAUCUGUGUGUUCAUCUUCGCCUUUGUGGUGCCCGUCCUCGUCAUCACCAUCUGCUACGGGCUGAUGAUCCUUCGCCUACGCAGCGUCCGACUCCUCUCCGGCUCCAAGGAGAAGGACAGGAACAUGCGCCGCAUCACUCGCAUGGUGCUGGUGGUGGUGGCGGCCUUCAUCGUCUGCUGGACGCCCAUUCACAUCUUCAUCAUCAUCAAAACCCUGGUGGAGGUGGACCAGAGGAACCCCUUCGUCAUCGCCAGCUGGCACUUGUGCAUCGCCCUCGGCUACACCAACAGCAGCCUCAACCCCGUCCUGUACGCCUUCCUUGACGAGAACUUCAAGAGAUGUUUCAGGGAGUUCUGCCUGCCCUUCCGCACCAGGACGGACCAGAACAGCCUCUCCAGAGCCAGGAACGCCACCCGGGAACCAGUGUCAGUCUGCGCUCCAUCCGACACGGGGAAGAAGCCGGUAUGACUAGGCCUGGAGCGGAUCCCACGUGGGUCCCGCUCGAGGAGGGUCCAGCAGGAGCUGCAGUCUGAGGUCACCCAGAUCUCCACCACUGAAUUCUAGAGUCCAGUCCAUUGACAUCAAGUCAAUGUCUUGGUCUUGGUCUAUAUCUAAACCACACUUGUACAUUUUUACAACAGGCAUGAAUUGAAAUUGAAAGACUGAGCUGUUGAAGACUGUGUUCAUGCAGGAAACACCAGACGGCCAGAUGUUUGGAUUUGAAUGGAUUUGAUGUCCUUUUCUUGCAUCAGCCAAUAGACAAGAACAAGGACUUUACGACUGAACCAAUUCGCCAUAUUGCUAUACGAUGGAAAUGCUAAAUGCGACCUCCAUUACGUCAGUCGUCAGCAGAUGGCUUUUUUCUUUUAAUCACAGGCAGAUCAAAACCAGCACAAGCCACAGAUGAAUAACGAUGACGAUCAUUAGGGAAAUUCCUGCUGUGCUAUAUUUUUGAGCUUUUUAUGUAUGGCAAUGGCUAUUAAAAAAAACAUCAAACUGGGUCAAAUCCCCAUCAGUACAAACUGUCUAGAACUCAAGGUCUGCUGCUUCUACAGUGGAAGAAAAUCCAGUAUUCAUCUUCUCAACAGUCUCAAAAGUCUCGAAAAACGACGUACCGGCAGUCUCAAAGGAAAUCGUCAAAGAUGACUGAUUCUUUUUUAGGGCCUACAAAACCAUAAAGACAACAUGGUUGACAGGUUGUUAUUUGAAGCCCGUCUCUUGAAGCAGCCGUCUCUAAUAUGAACAGAGAAGAUAUAAUGUGCUGUGACAAGAGCUUGAUAGCUCCAGGCCAACUAAUAUCUGACAUGCUGUCGGAAAGCUUCUUGCGCUGACACAAAACGUUGUCAUUGACGUGUUGGAUUACCAGUCAUUACAAGUAAAUACAGCCUGAUCAUAUUAAGCUGUGCAUCAACUCAGUGUCACAACAGUACUACGCCAUGCCAACGUUGACUGCCUUCAUCCUCCAUCUGUGUAAAUAUAUCACAUUUUCGUAGACAUAGACCAUAUUCUGUUGGUUAUUUUGGUUUUCUUUAAAUCAGGACUUUGUAAAAGCUUUGUGGUCUAUGAAAAAAAAUAUGUAGACUGUAACUGGACAUUUAAAACGAGGAAGAGAACAUGAAUGAACAAUGGCCGCCAAAUGGAAGAUGUGAACCUGAUGGAAUAUCUCAAUGGAACCAUUCUAAUUCCAUUUAGUCAUGAUUUGGACAUUUUGCACAAGAUGUAAAAUGACUGAAGUUAAAAAGUUGACAGAAAAUGGAUAAAGACACCAGUUUUCCAUUGGUUGAACAUCAAUAAGAAAAUCCACAUUCAUGUUCAUGGAAAUCCCAACUUGCCAAAUCUUCACUGCUUUGUUUUUCACAUGACAUUCACAUGACCUGACGUCUGUAGACGUUUGCAGCUGGCACAAGUGGAUUACAGUGAUCCACUGGAUGAACCAGAUCCCCACUGAAGUGUAAAUAAUAUUAUGUUUCUGAAAAAAAAAAAAAAAAAAAAACGCUUGAAAGCAUUGCAUAGCGUUCAAGCGAGUUCAAAUUUUCACGUUUUUUUUUUUUUUAAUUCAGAGCAGUAGGUACCAAAUCUCUCUCCAUGCCUCUCUACCGAAGUGAAUGUAAAGUGCCUAGCAAAAAAACAAACAAACAAAUAAACAAAAAAAAUAAACAAACAAAAACUAAAAACAUUUAGUCAAAAAUGUGUAGUAUAUUUUGUUAGUCGUUUAAAAGAGCUUAGCUUGCUUAUUUGCUUGUGUGAGAGUUAAUAAUUAAAGAUGAGCAAACUGGUCUUAUUUAAAUAGUUUCUGCAUUCCUAGAAUAGUUAAUAUAUGUAUAAGGGUUCUCUUAAAAUGUCUCUUAAAAAAUAGAAAAAAAUAAUAAAAUUAAAAAUAAUAACCAAAAAUAAAGCCAUGGGUGACCAUAGUGACCAUAAUCACUGUCUUAAAAUUUUUGGUUUAACUGGUAUUCUUUGAUUUUUUUUUUUCAUUUCCUGGAAGUGCAAAAUGUGUAGGUGUCACUGGUUCAAAUGAUGGAUCAAUUCCUUUCUGUUCUAUAGAAAUAAAGCCAAUUAAUUCUG